UCCUCCAUUGAAUAUUCUCUUUGUUUUUUCUUUUCUUUUCUGUUGAAACAUGUUUGGUUCGCGGGAAAAACAAAGGAAAACAGAAGGAUACAUUUCUUGAAUCUUUUUUUUUUUUCUAUUGUCUAGUUUGCUUCGCUUUUUCAGGUUUCUAGCUUUGAGUUCUUCCAUUUUUCCUGCAUUUUCUCUCUUUGAACCGAACUGGAGUUUGUGAUUAACUUCACAAAGCUGCUGGCUUCGAGUCGUUUUGCUUUGAGUUCUUAAUCAGUGAUUUGUUAAAAUAGUUUUGUUCUGUAUUCACUUUCUUCGGAGUGUUUAUAAGUCAACUGUCAAUUGCUUUGUAUUUGUUUGUAUGAACACGCUGGAGUUUGUUGAAUUCUUUUUUGAUAAAAGAUUUAGUUUUGUACUUUUCUGUUUGGUUGGUCAGAAAAUGGAGGGAAAAAAUUGAAAACGAAGAAAAUGAAUAGGAAUAAAAUUGGUGUGGACAAGCUUGCCUGAAUUUGUUUCUUUGUAUCCCUGGAUUUGGAACUUGAUUGUAUAAUGUAUAUGUUUUUGUUGUGUUUGCUUUGAAUUGGUUUGUAUUUGUUUGUAUGAGUACGCUGAAGUUUGUUCAAUUCUGUUUUUAUCAAGAAUUUAGUUUUGUAAUUUUCUUGUUUGGUUGGUGAGAAAGUGGAGGGAAAAAGUUGAAAUAAGAAAAAAAAAAAAAGAAUAGGAAUGAAAUCGGUGUUGAAAAUCUUGCUUGGAUUGUUGUUUGCUUCCCUGGAUCUAGAAUUUGAUUGUAUAAUGUAUUUGUUUAGUUUUGUUUGCUUUGACAUGGUGUUAGCUUAGCAAGGUCUUUCUUUUUGCAUAGGGAGGUUGAUCUUUUGGAUUAAUUAUGCAUCAAGUGGUAUGGUUAUGGUUGCUGUUAUGGAUUUGGCCAAUAAAGAAGCUAAUGACGCAGAAUGAUACAUAAAAAAUAACAUAUAAUGAUAUGAGUUUUUUGAGCUAACUGUUUUCUUUUUCUUUUGUUGGGAUAUCCACUUCAGUAACAUUGGCUGUGCAUUUCUAGCAUGGGAUUUGAGGAAAAAGCUAUAAAGCUGCAAGUCAAGAAGGACAAAACUUGCCAAACGGAAACAAUAUGUGUGCAUGCUUUUAAGGAUUUGACCUAUGUUCCUCCGGUCAUGUUCUUAUACCUUCUUAAAGAAUGUUAUUUUCAUGGAAACCUGAAGGCAACUAAAAAGUUCCGAGCUCUCCAACAACAAGUCUGCCAUGUUCUACAUAAUUCUCCCCAACCUGGCCCAGCUACUUUUGUUGCUUAUUGUCUCUAUAUCCUGCCCAUAUUUGGGCCAUAUUGUGAAGGUUUCAGUCACUUGAUCGUGUCUGCUCUUCAUCGUUUUCUAAAAACAGCAGCCACCACUGGAGACUCUUUGGAAGCAAAAAGUUUAGCUGCACAGUUAUUUCUCUAUAUUAUUGAUGGUUUCAUUGACCAUGAUGAGAGGAUUGCUGUGAAGAUACUUGAAGUUUUUGAUGUCAAGUUGACUGAUGUUGAGAAAGUUCUAUCCCAAUUAAAGGUUCAGAAUGACUGUAGGUCUGACAGUGCAAAGAUAUUUGUUGAGCAGUAUAUAUUUGGUUUGAUAGAAUCACAGUCAUAUAUGACAGCAGUCAAUCUGUUAGAACAUUUCUCUAUCCGUCAAUCUGGGGAGUCUUUUCUUCUCAAAAUGAUGGAGAAAAAACAAUUCAGAGCAGCAGAGAAGUGGGCAAUGUUUAUGGGGAAGCCAAUGUUAUCCAUACUCGUCCAGGAGUACGCUGACAGGAACAUGCUAAAGAAUGCUUAUGUGAUUAUAAAGAAGAACAAUCUCCUGCAAGAAUUUCCAGAUGUGCAUCACAAGUACAAAGAAAGUGCAUUAAAGAAGCUAGCAGAAAAAGCAUGCUGGGAUGUUGCAGAGUCAAAGACAAAUGGUAACAGACAAUUAGUUGAGUAUCUGGUUUAUCUGGCCAUGGAAGCUGGUUAUUCAGAGAAGGUUGAUGAACUGUGCAAUCGUUACUCCCUUGAAGGUUUUUUUAAAGCAAAAGAACUUGAAGCUAGUUUUCUGCAUCGUCGCUUUUUAAAUCUAAAUGAAUUGGUUGUAGAAGACAUAAUUUGGGUUGACGAAGUUGAUGGUCUUUGUAAAGCAACAUGCAACCUUGAGGGAUCCAAAGUUGCGGGCCUUGAUUGUGAAUGGAAACCCAAUUAUGUAAAAGGUAGCAAACCAAACAAGGUUUCUAUCAUGCAAAUAGCUUCAGAUAAGAUGGUUUUCAUCUUUGACUUGAUAAAGUUAUAUAAGGAUGUGCCUGAUGUGUUAGACAAAUGCCUAUCUCGCAUCUUGAAGUCUCCUAGAAUUCUAAAACUCGGUUAUAAUUUUCAAUGUGAUGUAAAGCAACUAGCUCAAUCAUAUGGAGAUUUAGAGUGUUUCAAGUCCUAUAAUAUGCUACUGGACAUUCAGAAUGUGUUCACAGAUCCCCGAGGUGGCCUCUCUGGUCUUGCAGAGAAAAUAUUGGGAGCAGGCUUGAAUAAAACAAGACGGAAUAGCGACUGGGAACAAAGACCAUUGACUCGGAAUCAGCUUGAGUAUGCUGCUCUGGAUGCUGCUGUUCUUAUUCAAAUAUUCUUCCAUGUUCGUGAUCAUUCCCAUCCUGCCGAUGUAUCAGAGCGGCAUGACAAAAUUGAAUGGAAAUCCCACAUUGUUUCUUACAUUGAUAACCCAAAGAAGUCCAAAAAGGAAUCUAACGUUAGAAAAGAGUUGGAAGUUGAGGACAAUGAGCCAUGAGAAUAAGUUUUCGUCCCAACCACAUUACACCAAAGUAGUACUAAUUCAUUGAGGUUAUGAUUGUGAAUAUUCUCGAUAUUGACAUGGAGAAAGGGACCCUAUCAUAGCAAUCAGUCGAUCUGCUAUCCGUCCCUAUGGUAGUCUGCUCAACCUUUGGGACCUUAUUCUUCUCUCACCUUCCGUUCAUCGCUCACCUUGCUCUCUUCCAUUUUUCCAUUUUUUAAAUCUUUUCCCCUGCCGGUCUUGUUCGUCUUCUUUUUGUUCCUUGUAAAUAUUCAUCCUGCUCAAGUGAGCUAGGUCUUAGACUCAAUAAUCUCAAUGAUUGUACAUUGAUGACAAUUUAUUUUAGGAGCAAAGAUUUGUAAUUGAGGACUAAUUUGAAGUUCAUGGAAUCUUGUCAAGUUUAUUAUUA
This is a messenger RNA of Theobroma cacao (cacao), 3195 nucleotides long. RefSeq names its product Polynucleotidyl transferase, ribonuclease H-like superfamily protein. The record is from RefSeq and is a predicted model, not a curated record. Gene Ontology annotation, molecular function: nucleic acid binding; 3'-5' exonuclease activity. Gene Ontology annotation, biological process: nucleobase-containing compound metabolic process. NCBI's taxonomy places the organism in Eukaryota, Viridiplantae, Streptophyta, Magnoliopsida, Malvales, Malvaceae.